GGUCGAACAUCACCACCCAUUCCUCGGUGAUUCCCGCAGGGUAUGUGCCUGUGCGUGGGUAUAUAAGUAGCGCGUCGAUUCGACGUGACAUUUAAGUUUUGAAUCUCUGCCUGGAGCACGGAUCGAAAGGUAUUUUGACGUUGGUGUAUUCCUCGAACGUGCCAACGAUCACAACGCAGGAUGUCGUCGGGCGUCAUAGACAUACUCGUGGACAUGGGUUUCAGCAUGUCCAAGGCUGAGAAGGCCUUGGAAAUUACCGGCAACAAAGGCGUGGAGCCAGCGAUGGAAUGGCUAUUGGCGCAUUCCGACGAGGCUGAGCCAGCACCUGAACCUACCAUGGUGGAAGGCGCCCCGGCACCGGUCACCGACACACCGUCCCAGGACAAUGUUGCUGGUGCUACCAGCCAGCAGGUAUCCACGACAGAGACGGCCAAAUCAAUGAAGUGCGAUGUAUGUGGAAAACUCUUCAAGUCUAACUUAGAGGUAGAAUUUCACGCUACGAAAUCAGGACACGACAGAUUCUCCGAAAGUACAGAAGAAAAGAAACCUCUCACCGAGGAGGAAAAGAGAGAACAGUUGAAGAUGUUGGAAGAGAAACUGAGGCAGAAGAGGAAGGAAAGGGAGGAACAAGAGAAAAAGGACGCGUUCGAGAGAGAAAGGAAUAGGAUACGGUCAGGAAAAGAAAUGUCCGAAGCCAGGAAAAAGCUAGAAGAAUUAGAAACGAUAAAGCUCUUCGAGCAAAGGAAACGUGAGAAAGCAGAAGAGAAAGAAGCACGACAAAGAGUCAGAGCACAGAUUGAAGCUGAUAAAGCAGCAAGACGAGCUAAAGCAGCUGCCGAGAGCGGGCAAUUACUUAAUACUGUUUCAGCUCCAUUGCCUGCAAUAUCUUCCUCGUCUACGACGCAUCACAGGAAAGAUUACAGUGAAACUAAGCUUCAACUCAGGCUUACCAACGGGCAAACUUUGAUACAAAAUUUCGGAAGUAAGGAACAAUUGUCCGCAGUGAGACUGUUUAUUGAAAUGAACAGGACAGAUGGUGCUGGUCCUUUUCAGUUAAUGACUACUUUUCCUAAGAAAGUAUUCACAGAGGAGGAUUAUGACACACCGUUGGACGUGUUGGGUUUGGUGCCCUCGGCAGUCGUGAUUGUUCAGAAGAAGGUGGAAUGAUGUAGCCAAUGAUGCCCUAAUUCGUAAGCAGAAACACUGAUGUACAUUCUCAUACAGAUUAAUUACAAGACAUUCACCAGUGUAAUGAUAAUUCUUCUCAUCAGUAAGAUAUCUAUGACAAGCUUGUUUAUCUGUAAUAUACAAACACAUUCUUUCUGGUU
This is a messenger RNA of Dinoponera quadriceps, 1328 nucleotides long. RefSeq names its product UBX domain-containing protein 1. The record is from RefSeq and is a predicted model, not a curated record. The transcript is spliced from 7 exons. Bases 181 to 1167 code for a protein of 328 amino acids. Gene Ontology annotation, molecular function: protein binding. Lineage: Eukaryota; Metazoa; Arthropoda; Insecta; Hymenoptera; Formicidae.